Cheilinus undulatus (humphead wrasse) is the source of this 1679-nucleotide messenger RNA. It is a transcript of the gene ctdspl3, whose product is annotated as CTD (carboxy-terminal domain, RNA polymerase II, polypeptide A) small phosphatase like 3. The transcript has 11 exons. The coding region runs from base 144 to 1283 and encodes 379 amino acids. Lineage: Eukaryota; Metazoa; Chordata; Actinopteri; Labriformes; Labridae. Gene Ontology annotation, molecular function: phosphoprotein phosphatase activity. The record is from RefSeq and is a predicted model, not a curated record.
CGGGCGGAGCUAGUUUUUGCUGCUGAAGCCAGCCUGGUGGUCGUGGGGAAAGAAAAGCAAAACAACGGACGCAAAGCCACUUCAUCCAGAACCGUGGAUCCAUGUGUAUGUUUAUGACUGUAAGUCACGUUUGAAGAAUAACGAUGAGACUCAGGUCUCAGAAAACCGUUACUACUUUCUCGGAGUCUCCGAGGAUCAACCGCCAACGGUUCAACAAAGCGACACCGAGACGAACGCACCUAUCGGGAAAUGAGAGCCCGCUUCAAACCAAGGAUGAAGAGAACUUGGAAAAUGAUCCCCAACCUUCAGAUGAUGAAAUUCCCACUCUGAAAAGGCGACCACUGCCCCGCGGCCGGGCAAGGAAGAGAGUCAUCGCUGUGGAUGACAGAGAAACAGAUUUGGCCUUCAAAACUCCAGUCAGAUCAAUCUUGCGCCAUGAGCGCAUUCUGUCAGAGAUUGACCCUGUGACUCCUCGAAACACAACAGCCAGGAACAUCUACUCACCCAUCGUUCGUUUCCUCACACCCAGCAAAGAGAAUGUGAAUUAUGCAGAGACCGGUCACAACGUGCUGAUGAGCCCUGAACAAGGAGUCUUUGGUUUUGGCUCCAUAGACCUUCUGGCUGGAGAGGAGGAGGAGGACGUCUUUAAUCCCUUUAACUUCAUUAAGAACGUACCGCUGCAGUCUCAACAUUCCCGAACACCAAUCAGAGAUAUUCCCCCAAAGACCAGGAGCACUCCUGAGGCCACACUGGUGGUCGACCUGGAGGAGACAUUGAUGUUCAGCUCUUUGAAUGUGAUAGAGGAUGCAGAGUACACCUUCAACACUGCUUUCCAGGACCACCAGUACAAGGUGUACAUGAUCCUAAGGCCACAUGUCAGAGAGUUUCUACAGUCCAUGGCUAAAGUCUAUGAGCUGUUUGUUUACACAUGUGCAAAGAAGGACUACGCUGAGAAGAUACUGAACAUCCUGGACCCGCAGAGAAAACUGUUUCGACAUCGUCUGCAUCAGGAGGACUGCGCCUGUGUUCUUGGUCAUUACAUCAAAGAUCUCAGCGUGCUGGGAAGGGACCUCGCCAAGACGGUUGUUCUGGACAAUGCCCCCCACACAUACCCAUACCAUCUGAUGAACACCAUUCCUAUCCCGAGCUGGUCUGGAGAGUCCGAUGACAGAGAACUUCAGAAACUCAUCCCCUACUUGGAGAAACUGUCUGCAGCGGACGAUUUUCGGGAGGUGCUAAAGAAGAGGAAGGAUCACUUCCACAGGCUGCUUUCAGAGGACUAACAGGACCCCUCAGCUCUCAUCCUUUCUUUAAAAACUUUACAUGACUUUCACAGCUCUUGUUUACUUUGUCUAUGCUUUGGCUCAAAGCAGAAUCCAGUCUGAAUGAGCAGACCUGAAGCCUGACCAGCUCAUCCUUCUCGUCCUCCCUGACGACUUUAGAGGACGGCAGAUCGGUAUUCCAAACAUGCUGCUGGUCAUUCAUCACUAAAACUCGUUUCUCUGAGACUCAUUCCACAGGGCAAUAAAUGCCACCCAGUGCAUGUGUAAAUAUCCCUAACCAAACUCUGUGUUGUUAAUAGUCCUGUAUUUUAAUUUAUUGAUUAUAUCGCUUAUCAUCAGCUACUCUGUAUAUUUUAAAUAUGCUUUUUUUAUGCAAUAAAAUGAUCCUGAAGACAA